This is a messenger RNA of Cokeromyces recurvatus, 3189 nucleotides long. Its product is annotated as oxoglutarate dehydrogenase, E1 component. Gene Ontology annotation, cellular component: oxoglutarate dehydrogenase complex; mitochondrion. Bases 45 to 3170 code for a protein of 1041 amino acids. The record is from RefSeq and is a predicted model, not a curated record. Gene Ontology annotation, molecular function: oxoglutarate dehydrogenase (succinyl-transferring) activity; thiamine pyrophosphate binding. The transcript has 3 exons. Lineage: Eukaryota; Fungi; Mucoromycota; Mucoromycetes; Mucorales; Mucoraceae. Gene Ontology annotation, biological process: tricarboxylic acid cycle.
UUUUUUUUUUUUUUUUAUCUGUUUUAUACCAGUUGUAUUUGAGUAUGUAUCGACUUUCAGCACUUUCUCGUGCUACAAAACCAUUUUUAAAAAAGAAUUUAGCAUCGUUGAAUUAUCAAAAGACAUGUCUUCCACCUACUUUUAUUUCUUCUACACAGCAAUCACGCCAUGUUUCAAGUCAUUCCUCCUCCCCACCAUCUGUCAAUGAAGGUUUCUUGCAGGGUAAUUCUGCUAAUUAUGUUGAGGAAAUGUAUGAGGCUUGGUUAAAAGAUCCAACUUCAGUUCAUUUAUCAUGGCAAAUCUAUUUUAAGAAUAUUGCUAACGGUGUUCCUCCUGAUAAAGCCUACGUACCCCCACCUACUAUCAUGAUGAUGCCCUCUGAUAGUGCUCGUUUACCUGAUUUACCCACUGGCAUUACAAAUGCCGCAGACGGAUCAUCAAAGCGUGUUAUUGAGCAUAUGAAAAUUCAAUUGCUUGUUCGUGCUUAUCAAGUCCGUGGACAUCAUUUAGCUCACCUUGAUCCUUUACAUAUUCAACACGCAAGUAUUGAAAACUCGCACCCUCCUGAAUUAACAUAUCAAUAUUAUGGCUUUAAGGAACAAGAUUUGGAUCGUAAAUUUACUUUAGGGCCUGGUAUCUUGCCUGCUUUAGGCGAAACAGAAAAAGAAUUAACUCUACGUGAGAUCAUUGAAGCCCUAAAAAAAAUGUAUUGCGGAUCCAUUGGUAUUGAAUAUAUUCAUAUCCCUGAUCGUGAACAAUGUAAUUGGAUUCGUUCUCGUAUUGAGAAGCCUGAACCCUAUAAAUAUUCCAAUGAAGAAAAAAAAGUUAUCUUUGAUCGUUUAACUUGGUCUGAUAGCUUUGAACGUUUUGUUGCCUCCAAAUAUCCUUCUGAAAAGAGAUUUGGUCUAGAAGGUGGUGAAAGUCUUAUUCCUGGUAUGAAGGCGUUAAUCGAUAGAUCAGUCGAUUUAGGUGUAGAAUCAAUUGUAAUCGGUAUGCCACAUCGAGGCCGUUUGAACGUUCUCUCAAAUGUGGUUCGUAAGCCAAAUGAAUCCAUUUUUUGUGAAUUCAGUGGCUCUCUUGAGCCUUCUGAUGAAGGUUCAGGUGAUGUAAAAUAUCAUCUGGGUAUGAAUUAUGUACGUCCUACACCUUCUGGUAAACGCGUUCAUCUUUCAUUAGUAGCCAACCCAUCUCACCUUGAAGCGGUGAACCCUGUUGUGUUGGGGAAAACAAAGGCGCUUCAGUUCUAUGGUUGUGAUCCAGAAGGUAAACAUGCUAUGGCGAUCUUAAUGCAUGGUGAUGCUGCUAUGGCAGGGCAAGGUAUUGUAUAUGAAACCAUGGGAUUCUAUGAUCUACCGUCGUAUUCUACAGGUGGCACGAUUCAUAUCGUUGUCAAUAAUCAAAUUGGUUUUACAACCGAUCCCCGUUAUGGUCGUUCAACACCGUAUUGUACAGAUAUAGCAAAGUCAAUUAAUGCCCCCGUAUUCCAUGUAAACGGAGAUGAUGUGGAAGCAGUGACAUUUGUGAUGCAAUUAGCUGCUGAUUGGAGACAGACAUUCCAUCGUGAUUGUGUUAUUGAUUUAGUUUGUUAUCGAAAGCAUGGCCAUAAUGAAACGGAUCAACCCAUGUUUACUCAACCCUUAAUGUAUCAAGCUAUUUCAAAGAUGAAGCCUGUUGCAGAGCAGUAUGCAGAAUCUCUUAAAGCAGAAGGGGUCUUUACGAAUGAACAGAUAGAAAGAGAAAAGCAGCGUGUAUGGAAUAUUUUGGAAGAAAAGUAUGCUGCAAGUAAAGAUUAUAAGCCUAGUUCACAAGAAUGGUUAACGAGUACUUGGCCAGGUUUCAAGUCUCCAAAGGAAUUGGCUGAGGAAAUUUUACCUCAUUAUCCUACAGGUGUUUCAAGUGAAGUACUUGAACAAGUAGGUAAGGCCAUGACGACUUUACCUCAAAAUUUCAAUGUCCAUCGUAACCUGAAUCGUAUCCUUCAACAACGUGCUAAAAGCUUGGAGAGUGGUAAAGACAUCGAUUGGGCCACCGCAGAGGGUCUUGCCUGGGGGUCCCUUUUACUCGAAGGGAAACACGUUCGUGUCUCUGGUCAAGAUGUGGAGCGAGGCACCUUCUCACAACGUCAUGCUGUGCUACAUGACCAAAAGACCGAUAGCCGUACCGUACUUUUAAACAACAUCAGUCCAGAACAAGGCAAGCUUCUGAUCACGAAUUCAUCCUUAUCGGAAUAUGGUGUUUUAGGCUUUGAAUUAGGUUAUUCACUUGUUGAUCCGAAUGCAUUGAUUAUCUGGGAAGCUCAAUUUGGUGAUUUUGCUAAUACUGCACAAGUGAUCAUUGAUCAAUUCCUUGCUGCUGGAGAACAAAAGUGGCUUCAACGUACGGGUCUAGUUCUUUCAUUACCCCAUGGUUAUGACGGACAGGGCCCCGAGCAUUCCUCUGCUCGACUUGAACGUUAUCUUCAAUUGUGUGAUGAAAACCCUUCUGUCUUCCCAUCUCCUGAAAAGCUUCAACGACAGCAUCAAGACUGUAAUAUGCAAGUCGUCUAUCCAUCUACACCAGCUCAAUACUUCCAUGUCCUUCGUCGUCAAAUCUGUCGUCAAUUCCGAAAGCCACUCAUCUUACCAUUCUCUAAAUCUAUGCUGAGACAUCCUUUAGUUCGUUCUUCACUUUCAGAAAUGACAGGACCUAAUACUUCCUUCCAACUUUAUUUACCUGAACCUCAUCCUGAAGAUGUCUUGGUCAGUCCAGAGAAGAUCAAGAAGCAUAUAUUCUGUAGUGGACAAGUCUACUAUGCACUUUUGAAAGCGCGUGAUCAAAAUAAGAUGAAUGAUAUCGCUAUCUCACGUAUUGAGCAAUUGAAUCCAUUCCCCUUCCAACAAAUUAAGGAACAUGCUGAUAAAUACCCUAAUGCGGAUAUCCUUUGGUGUCAGGAGGAACCCUUGAAUAUGGGAUGUUGGUAUCAUGUACAACCACGUUUGACAACCGCUUUAAGUCAAACAGAAUAUCAUACGGGUAAAUCGCCCUCUUAUGCCGGUCGACCUCCCUCUGCUUCCGUUGCGACAGGUAAUAAAAAGCAGCAUUAUAAAGAAGAACAUGCUUUCCUAAGUCAAGCUUUGAUUGGACAUGUUACUGAGCCGAGAAGUAUUGAAAAUGGUAUUCCUGUUUGGUAAUUUGCUUUUUUAAAUAUAC